Propithecus coquereli (Coquerel's sifaka) is the source of this 1836-nucleotide messenger RNA. RefSeq names its product zinc finger, CW type with PWWP domain 1 (gene ZCWPW1). Bases 28 to 1836 code for a protein of 602 amino acids. The record is from RefSeq and is a predicted model, not a curated record. The transcript has 15 exons. Gene Ontology annotation, molecular function: zinc ion binding. NCBI's taxonomy places the organism in Eukaryota, Metazoa, Chordata, Mammalia, Primates, Indriidae. Gene Ontology annotation, cellular component: nucleus.
GCAAAGAAAGUGUAGUUUCUGAGCUGAAUGAUGACAACACUGCAGAAUAAGGAAGAAUGUGGAAAGGGACCAAAGAAAAUCUUUGCCCCACCUGCACAAAAAUUGCAUAGCCUGAUACCUUGUAGCCCUAACUCGCCCAAGGAGGAGACUCUGGGGAUUAGUUUCCCAGAGACAGAGACCAGGCCACACCUGCCAAAGGCUAGGUUAGAGAAGAAGGAAGAGAAAGCGACCAUAGAGAAUGGUCUAAGCAGUGGCCAGAAGAAAAAAGGAAAGGCUCAAGACAACAAGCAAGUAGAGAAGAAAGCAAAGGAAAAAUCAAGUAUUUCCAAUGCCGAAUUUGAGGAGAUUGUCCAGAUUGUGCUGCGGAAGUCCCUCCAGGAGUGCUUGGGGAUGGGAUCUGGCCUUGAUUUUUCAGAGACUUCCUGUGCCCAGCCCAUAGUAUGUACCCAGUCAGACAAGGAACCAGCCAUCACUACUUCUGCUACUGAUAGUGAUAAUGCUGAUAGAGAGAAAGUAAUGGUAUCUCAUACUCCAGAGAUUUCAGCCUCUCAGGACAAUGAUGUUGUCUCUGAAAUAAGCACAUCUAAGUCAGGCCAGCCAGAUCCUGCACCCUCUGGGAAGAAAUUCAAUAGACUCCCUUUAAGCAAAAGAAAGAAGGAAGCUCAAGAUGAGAAAAUGGAGAAAGUCCAAGGUGGACAUGAGCAUAGACAGAAAGACCAACUGAAGAAAAUGGUUCAGGGUCAUUCUCAGAUCAGGAACCAGCAAAAAGGAAAGCAAAGUGGUUUUGGGCAAUGUCUGAUCUGGGUCCAGUGUUCCUCCCCAAACUGUGAGAAAUGGAGGCGGCUGCGUGGGAACAUUGACCCCUCAGUUCUCCCAGAUAAUUGGUCCUGUGAUCAGAAUACAGACUUGGAGUAUAAUAGCUGUGAUAUUCCUGAGGAGACCUGGACAGGACAUGAGAGUGAUAUAGCCUAUGCCUCCUACAUCCCAGGAUCCAUCAUCUGGGCCAAGCAAUAUGGUUACCCCUGGUGGCCAGGCAUGGUAGAAUCUGAUCCUGACCUGGGGGAAUAUUUUCUUUUUGCUUCUCAUCUUGAUUCCCUGCCGUCUAAGUACCAUGUGACAUUUUUUGGAGAAACAGUUUCUCGUGCUUGGAUCCCAGUCAACAUGUUAAAGAACUUCCAGGAGCUGUCCCUGGAGCUAGCAGGAGUGAAAAAGUGCAGGAACAAAGACUGCAGCCAGAAACUGGGCGCAGCCCUAAUGAUGGCUCAAGAGGCAGAACAGAUCAGCAUUCAGGAGCGGGUUAACUUGUUUGGUUUCCAGAGCCGAUACAACAGACCUGACAGUAGUGGGGAAGGAAAAGACUUAAUGCUCUCUGGGACUAACAGCCUGGAUUCCUGCUUGGAGAAAGAAGAGGAAAAGGAAUCAGAGGUAGAAGAAGAGGAGGAGGAAGAGAAAAAAGACCCAACUUUGUCUGGUCCCAAGUCAAUCAAAACACAAACAAAAAAACCUAAGCCAAGAGGCCCUAAGAAACAAUUUAAAACUCCCGAAAGCAAGGCCUCAGCAACCAGCUUAUGUGAGGAAAAAGGAGGCCGAGUGGUACCACAGGGCCUGAGCCCCUCAGCUCGUGCUGGGGCCUGUGCCUCAGCCGGGAAGGAAGGGCCUAGACUCCAGGAACCACUGACUCAGGAGGCUGCAAGUGUCCCCCAUGAAGAUGAAGCCUCCAGUGACCUGGACCUGGAGCUACUCAUGGAAGAUGUUGGAAAAGAGCUGGAGCAGAGAGGAGAGCCACAGCACAGAGACGACGAAGAGGAGUUCACCAUGGCCUUCUUUGAGGAAUAG